AUGGCGCCCAGCUUUCUACAACAUGUGCCCGAGAUAUUACGGCAUUGCGGUCUCCUAGGCUUCACUUCCUUUGGUGGACCCUCUGUACACUUCCUCAUCCUUCACAAGAAGUUUGUUCAAGAGCUUGCAUGGAUCGAUGAAGCCACCUAUCAAGAGCUCUUUGCGCUGGGCUCCGCUUCACCCGGGCCAGCAUCCACAACGAUGGUCUUUUCCAUCGCAAGUCUGCGAGGCGGCCUCUUUUGUGGCUUUGUCGCCUUCUUUUUGUGGAGCCUUCCAGCAGCCAUGGCUAUGCUUGGUCUAGCUCUUGGUAUACGUCAAAUCAAUGACAUCUUACCAGAAUGGGUCUAUCAUCUUCUUUCUGGCCUGAAUGCUGCUGUCGUUGGACUCAUUGCACAAGCUGGUUAUGCACUGGCUAAAAAGGCAGCAACAGACACGACUACUGUUAUUGUUCUUUCUCUGAGUGCUGCCAUUGCCACGUUGUACUCCUCCCAGUGGCUGUAUCCAGUCCUGGUCGUUUCAGGAGGGCUGGUCAGUUUUAUCAGCGAUAAUGCUAAAGCUUGGUCGGAACCAAUGCGCAUGCGUUUUGGCAAGACGAGACAGCAAGCAGGGCUUCAAGUGGAACAACCAGAGAUUGAGCUGGAAAGUCUACAAACGCCCUCGACUGCUCAGCUUCGACGGCGGACUGCAAGGGAUGUUCCUGAUGUCGCAUUACCUUCAAGCAAGUCACUACCGCCCACAACAACAGCUGCAGUCAGUCAAGCAGAGAGUCCAUUGACUGAGGCGACCAACCAACCUCAAAGCCACAUGUACCUGAAUUCGUUACGCACUGGCUACAUUACACUUGCAGUCUUUGCACUCAUCUUAAUUCUGACACUGUCCAUCACUUCAGCCGUCAAGAAUCCCGCUCGUGCAAUCUUACUCUUCCGAAACAUGCUUCUCGGUGGGACCAUCAUUUUUGGCGGAGGACCCGUCGUUAUUCCGCUUCUCUCAACUUAUGUCGUUGAUCCAGGCUGGGUAUCUGUCCGCGAUUUUCUCAUUGGUUUGAGUAUCAUUCAAGCCUUCCCAGGUCCCAACUUCAACUUUGCCGUUUACCUGGGUGCUCUGACCCUCAACAAAAACCCGGUCGGUGGUGCUUUUCUCGCCUGGCUUGGAAUCUUCCUGCCAGGUCUCCUGCUUCGUGUGGGUAUCCUGCCCUUCUGGUCCGUGCUACGUCGCUACCAAGCAACACGACAAAUCCUACGUGGCGUCACCGCCGCUGCUGUUGGACUCAUCUUUGCAGCCAUUUAUCGAUUUUGCAGAACAACCAUCAUUACACCACCACCGGCGACAGGGGAGGUGAAUGGGAGUCAGAAUAUCUUGACAUUACCGUGGUUCACGGUGGUUGCUGGGUUGACGUUUGUUUUGCUUGAGAAACUCAGGUGUCCGCCUGCAUUGGCAGUGUUGUUGGGUGCUGUUGCUGGUGUUGCUGAGUAUGGCGUUGCAAAAGGGUCUCCUAUGAUCCAAUCAUUCGGUCGUGUAGAGUAA
Messenger RNA from Protomyces lactucae-debilis, 1524 nucleotides. RefSeq names its product chromate transporter-domain-containing protein. The record is from RefSeq and is a predicted model, not a curated record. Gene Ontology annotation, biological process: chromate transport. NCBI's taxonomy places the organism in Eukaryota, Fungi, Ascomycota, Taphrinomycetes, Taphrinales, Protomycetaceae. Gene Ontology annotation, molecular function: chromate transmembrane transporter activity. The transcript has 2 exons. The coding region runs from base 1 to 1524 and encodes 507 amino acids.